Molecule: messenger RNA, 1002 nt
Organism: Aspergillus sclerotioniger CBS 115572
Lineage: Eukaryota; Fungi; Ascomycota; Eurotiomycetes; Eurotiales; Aspergillaceae
Product: inositol monophosphatase family protein
Exons: 6
Coding region: 1-1002 (333 amino acids)
Biological process (GO): inositol metabolic process; signal transduction; phosphatidylinositol phosphate biosynthetic process
Molecular function (GO): inositol monophosphate 1-phosphatase activity
Source: RefSeq, a predicted model, not a curated record
AUGGCGGCCCAGGAGCUCAGCCAAGAGCAGCUGGACAAGAUAUACACCUUUGCCGUGGAUUUGGGUCGAAAGGCCGGACGGCUCCUGCUGGAGAGUAUCGAGAAGCGCAUCGGCGACGGCGCGGGCCAGCAAUUCGAGGAAAAGGACAGCGCCGUCGACAUCGUCACCCAGACCGAUGAAGAUGUCGAAGCGUUCAUCAAAUCCGCUAUUCAGAGCGAAUAUCCCACCCACAAGUUCCUGGGCGAAGAAACUUACGCCAAAGGCCAGUCGCGCGACUACCUGAUCGAUGAGCACCCGACGUGGUGCAUUGACCCCUUAGACGGGACGGUCAACUUCACCCAUAUCUUCCCCAUGUUCUGUGUCUCCAUCGGCUUCCUCGUCAAUCACCGUCCCGUCAUCGGCGUCGUCUAUGCCCCCUUCCAAGAUCAGCUCUUCUCCUCGUGUCUGAACCGGGGCGCCUGGUUGAACGAAAAGCGCCGCCUCCCGCUCAUCCGCAACCCCUCCAUCCCUCCCAUGCCCGCCAACGCGCCGAGCAAGUGCAUCCUGUCCUGUGAGUGGGGCAAGGACCGCCGGGACAUCCCCGACGGCAACAUGUACCGCAAGAUCGAGAGUUUCGUCAACUUGGCAGCCGAGGUGGGCAGUCGCGGGGGCAAGGGGGGCAUGGUACACGGAGUGCGGAGUCUGGGGAGCGCCACGCUGGACCUGGCGUAUACCGCCAUGGGGUCAUUUGAUAUUUGGUGGGAGGGUGGCUGUUGGGAGUGGGAUGUCGCAGCGGGAAUUGCCAUUCUGUUGGAGGCGGGCGGUCUGGUCACCACCGCCAAUCCCCCGGACGAUCCGGACACCGCUCCUAUCGAAGAUGUGCGCCUGGGCAGUCGGUUAUAUCUGGCGAUUAGACCGGCCGGGCCCUCGGCCACCGAAACCGGUCGUCAAUCGCAGGAGCGUACGGUGCGCGAAGUCUGGAAGCGGGUGCGACAGCUGGAAUACACCCGACCGGGGGCAUGA